AUGCACCCAAGAAGUCACCAGAAUCAUCAUCAAGAUGAAAACCAAAUCAUGAUUGCGAGUGGAGAAUUAAUUAUGAGACAAGAUGGAUUAUUCGGAAGAUGGAAAAAAUUUUUCUUUACAUUAUCCAAGGAUGGAGUGCUCAUCAAAUUUAAAUCCUCUAAUUUCCAUACACCCUUGCAAAGAUAUCUCAUGGUGUAUUCUUCUUCUUCACUUCAACUAGAGCGCAAAAUGGAUAACAAAAAGGAUGCUUCUUCCUCAGUGAUCACUGAGCAAGGUCAAGGUGGUUCUGUUGUUCUUGCUCUUGAUUCAACAGUCGUACCAUCUCUUCCACAACCUGCUCUUCAUAUUUGUGGUAAAGAAAAUAGUUUAUUACUAUUUGUGGAAAAUUCGUUGGGAGAAAGAGAAACCCUUUUAGUGGUGGCACCAAGUGAUGAACAAUACGUCAUGUGGAUACGAGGCUUCGAGAUCGUUUAUGAACAUGUCAAAUAUGAAUUGUCGAAAAGUCAUUAUCAAAUGCCAGAUUUUUCCACCUCGUCUAUCACAUCAUCGUCUUCUCUUUCAAUUCAAAGCUUGUUGGAACACAUCCCAAAGAGUAUUAACUUUGAGCUCUUUCAAAAAGGGUUGAAAAUUUCAAAACUUGUUGAGAUGAUGACCGAUCCAACGAUCAUUGCAAAUGAAAAGGGCAUUAUUUUGGGUGUUAACAACUCAGCAGAGGUUUUAUUUGAAUGGGAACAUACAGAAUUAAUUGGUGAGAGUGUUAAGGUAUUGAUGCCUUCAAUGUUUGCCAGUCACCACGACGAGUACAUGGCUGAAUAUGUAAAGCAUAGAGUGAAGAGAAUGAUUGGAAAACCAAGGAAUGUGGUUGGAAAGACAAAAUCUGGAAGAGUAUUUGCUGUCGAAAUAUCACUUGGAGAGAUUGAUCACAACCACCACGACGAAGAUUUUUCUGAGAUGGCCUUCAUGGCUGUAUUUCGAUUGGUAAAUCCAAAUGUAGUAUGGAGCGACUCUUUACCGACUGCUGACACCAUUACUCAAUCCAAUGCUGAAGUAGUUCAACAAGACGAAAAGGAUUUCAAUGAAAUACUCUUAGCCAGUAGUGGAGAGAAUAAGGCAAAAGAGUUGAUUUAUAAUACUGUACGUGGUGGACACAGUCAAACGAAUAGCCCUGAGGACGAGGAUAGUGAAGACUCAGAAUGCAGCAGCGAUGACAACGUCAUUGUUGAACAUUUGUUCGUCAUUAGUGGCAAUGUUUUAGAGAACAACUUUCAAUCAACUGCCAUUCUACAACAAUUAUCCGAACACAAACACAAAAUUGGCAGCCGUGUUGAAAAGUUUAAACAUCAUCUAGAGCGAUCAUAUGAAAAGGAAGCUAAACUAUUGAGAACCAAAGUAUUAUUGCUCUCCAAGCAACUUGAAAUACUUGAGCAAGAAAAUGAAAAAUUAUUUAUGCAACAAGAAUCAGAACGUGAGCAUAUUGAGCUCCUUGAACGAGAAAUGACCAUCUUAUUUCCAUCCACGCAUAUUUUCUUUCUCGAAAUGUUGACUGAAAAUUCAUAUCGUGACGCAAUUUUAAAUUGGAGUGAUAGGAAGGACACUUGUCUUUACAAUCAAGUCAGAUGCUGUUUACGCAUUUGUGAAUUUAAAGAACGAUUUUCUACAUUGUCGCCUCGAACCACAUCCGAACAAGGCCUUAAAGAAAUGGAGACACAAGCAAGACUGCUGUUUGACGAAUAUUUUUCGUUGAACGCAAAGUAUCAUGUUGUAAUACCAAAGGAUAUUGUGCAAAUCAUUUCAUUAAGAUUAGAAACUCCAACCUCUCACAUGUUUCAUAUUGCCCUGCACAGCAUUAUGUCAGACUUGAUACAGCAUUAUUGGAGAGAUUUAUCUCAAAAUGAGAUUUUGGGAAAGCUCUUUUAA
Molecule: messenger RNA, 1917 nt
Organism: Naegleria fowleri
Lineage: Eukaryota; Heterolobosea; Eutetramitea; Acrasida; Naegleriidae
Exons: 2
Coding region: 1-1917 (638 amino acids)
Biological process (GO): regulation of DNA-templated transcription
Source: RefSeq, a predicted model, not a curated record